Molecule: messenger RNA, 1749 nt
Organism: Cyprinus carpio (common carp)
Lineage: Eukaryota; Metazoa; Chordata; Actinopteri; Cypriniformes; Cyprinidae
Product: tumor necrosis factor receptor superfamily member 13B-like
Exons: 4
Coding region: 675-1367 (230 amino acids)
Cellular component (GO): plasma membrane
Source: RefSeq, a predicted model, not a curated record
AACUUUAGCUGUAAAUGUCAAUCUACAUCUUAAUCUACACUUAACCAACUUCUGUGAAUGCUGUGAAUGAGUCAUUUUACAACCUUCUUCUUUGUAUAAAAUCUGAUCAAUCAUGAACAUGACUCAUGAGAGAUUACAAGACAAAGACAAGAAAAACUAAAAUAAGUUCACUUUGAUGGUAACAUUAUAAAGGCCUUUUUCUCAUUCUGUUUCUCCAGUGUUUUAGUUCAGUGAACAGUUAAAUCAGGGAUAUAAUGCUGAAACAUUAAACUAGCCUUUAAAACCGGCCUCAUUCUCUUCAUUUUCCAUCUGUUCCGCUUUAAUCCAUUCAGUUAUAGCCUGUUAGUGACCCAUGACACAUUUAUAAUCAGGAAAGUGUUUACUAUGACAAUGACAAUUAAAAACAUCCCACAUCGACCAAUGUGCUUUACAACUAAAACCACAGACAACACAGUAAAAACUAUAAGACUGUAGCAGAGUGCCAUAAAAGAAAGUGCUUCAGCAGUAUGGAAAGUGAGUAUUAAGCAUUAAAUGCUUUAUCAAAACAGAACAUUUUUUGACUUAGAUUUAAAAACAGAGAGAGAUGAAGCCAGUCUAAUGGAAAUGGGCAACUACUGUGGUAAUACUCGGUGUGUGUGUGUGGGCUGUGCAGGUGAUUUUCUGGGGACUGAGCGAUGUCACAGAGCUGUCUGGAAGGUCAGUAUAUGGACCGGCUGCUGCGAGAGUGUGUGUCCUGCAGUAUGAUCUGUCACAACUCUGAGAUGCUGACCCGCUGCUCUGAGUUCUGCGUGGCCUGGAGUUGUAAAGCCGUGUCCGGUCAGUUCUACGACACGCUGCUGAAGAAGUGUCUGAAGUGCUCCGAGCUGUGUGGCAGUCACCCGGCGGCCUGCGCAGACGCAUGCAGGAGUGUGGUGUCCGUGACGCAGAGACCAGUCGGCGGGUCUGCAGUGCAGCUGGUGACCGACAGAGGGCGCUCAGCGUCCGGAUCCGCGCUGUACUCGGAGGCGCUGCUCUACUCGCUGCUAGGUCUCUGCAUCACCGCGCUGGUGUUCACGCUGACCGCUGCUUUCCUGCUGCUGCUCAAGAGAACCAAACAGCAGCAGCAGCAGCUGGACACCAAGAAACAACAGCCCAACAAACACGGACAAUCAUCAAAAGACUCUCUGAUGGCUCGUGCGGAGGAGGUGUCUCAGGACCGACCGAAGGCCACGGAAACCUGCGUCUACUGCUUCACCGAGCACGUGCGCGCCCCCGAGACCCCCGGCCGUCACCAUGCCAACGGCGCGCUCCAUCACCCGGUGCAGACGCACACCGACAAGACCGGGCCGUUCAGGAUCAUAUGUUCACCGACACAGACAAGCAUAUGAUGAUAAUAAUAAUAAUAAUACCAGAACAGGAAGCACACCUCAUUCCUCAAGCAUUCCUAUAGAAAUAUAACUUCACUUUAGUUUUAAUAAAAUGAAGUUAAUGCUGUUUUCAACAGAGCACAACACACUUUCAAGACCUCUUGACUCUGAAAGUAGCUUCCCCAGUCUUUUUCUAAAAAAAUAAAAGCCAGUUAAUAAAGUUAACGUAAAGAGAGUGUUGGGAAGGUUACUUUGGAAAUGUAAUAAUAUGUUACAGAUUACAAGUUACACUGUUUUUCAAAUCAAAUCAUUGCAUAUUACAGGAAACACUUGCAUCUAACAAUGCCUUGGAAAAAAAAAACAUACAUAAACCCAAAUAUGAAAUAAAAGUUAUGGAAUAUAA